Molecule: messenger RNA, 1269 nt
Organism: Lactuca saligna
Lineage: Eukaryota; Viridiplantae; Streptophyta; Magnoliopsida; Asterales; Asteraceae
Source: the annotation of a GenBank genome assembly
AUGGCAGCCACUAAUCAAUUUUUGUGUUCCUCUUAUUCUUCUUCAUCAUCAUAUUCUUCUUCUUCUUCUUCUUCUUCUCGAAGAGAUGUAUCAAGAUCUUCAAUUCACUUCCCGAAGAUUGGAACGAAUAAUCUAAGUAGCCUAACGCCAAAGAUCCAUUCAAACAAGGGUUUAGUUGAAGAAAUAGAUUUUUCAUCAUUCUCACACAAGAAUACGAGCAAAAACCCUAGAGCGUGUCCUGGUCCUGAGGUGAUGGAGAAGCUCUACGUGAUAUUGGAGGCUGUUUCAGAUCGGUUGGAGAUGCAUAAGAACAUUGGAGAACAAAGGAAUAACUGGAACAGUUUGUUGUUAACAUCUAUCAACACCAUUACUCUUUCGGCUGCAACCAUGGCUGGCAUAUCUGCUGCUAUUACUACUAUACCUGGUGCUCCUUUGGAAGCACUUAAGCUUUCAUCUACUUUCUUGUAUUUGGCUGCCACGGGGAUGCUGGUUAUCAUGAACAAGAUUCAACCAUCCCAACUGGCCGAAGAACAAAGAAACGCUGCAAGGUUGUUCAAGCAACUUGAAAGCCAAAUCAAGACAAAAAUCGCUAUAGGAAAUCCUACUCUUAGUGAUGUGAAUGAAUCUAUGAAAAAAGUUUUGGCUAUAGAUAGGGCAUACCCUCUUCCUUUACUUGGUGUCAUGUUGGAAAAGUUUCCUGCUAAAACUGAACCAGCGGUUUGGUGGCCAGAAAAAAGAAGGACAACAGCUAAAGGAAGAAAUGGAAACAAUGGUUGGAGUGUGGAGUUAGAAAAGGAGAUGAGUGAGAUCAUUAGGGUUUUGGAGGUAAAAGAUAAAGCCGAUUACUUGAGAUUAGGUAAUAAGGCUUUGAAACUCAACAAAGCUUUAGCCAUAGCUGGUCCUCUACUAACCAGCUUUGGCGCGCUUGGUUCUGCCUUCCUUGCAUCAUCUCCUCAUAAUUCAUUGGCGAUGGUGCUUGGAGUCAUGGGUGGUGCGAUGGCGAGCGUUGUGAAUACUAUUGAACAUGGUGGGCAAGUAGGGAUGGUGUUUGAGAUGUACCGAAGCAAUGCAGGAUUCUUUAAGAUGAUGGAGGACUCCAUAGAAUCAAACCUAAAGGAAAGAGACGUGGAGAGCAGAGAAAAUGGAGAAGUUUUUGAGAUGAAGGUGGCAUUGCAGCUAGGAAGAAGCUUAUCUGAACUUAGAGAGGUUGCAGCUUCAUCUUUAAGAAACGGGGUAGACAUUGAAGAGUUUGGAAGCAAGCUUUUCUAA